AUGGCGAAGCGGCCCCUCCUCAGACCGACGGCUCCCGGGGCUCGCGGGUUGGGGUCAGUACAUCCGUCCGCGGUCCGUCCGUCCGUCCGUCCGCCGCUGCAGGCGCCGCGCGCUCAGACCGCGCUCGAGCCCGGCGCACGGUCGGUCUUCACGGCCGGCGCCUGCGCACUCGGCGCCCGGGGAGGCACCGGCGCACUGGGGGGCGGCCGGCGCGCGGCUGCAUCUGGGGAAGGGCCCGGCUUGGGGAGCGCGCGGGCAGCCCGGCUCCAACUGUUGCGCGGGCGGGGGACCCGGUCACACCCGUCGCCCCCGGGCAGGGUCAGCCUUUCUGGACCGCUGUUAGAGACGCGCCGGCUCGUUUGUGCACGGGACUCGCGCUCGGGUUCGAGUCGGCUCGGCGCCCAGGGGGGCUCGCGGGGCAGAGGGGACGCGGGGCGAGGGAGGCGCGGGCGCUUGCGAGGGUCUCACUGCGAGGUGCGGCCGCCGCUUGGGUGCUGGAGGCAGAACCUCCCCCGGUUUCCACUGGCGGGCUACGCUGAGGUAGGUGUGCGGCGGCGGCUUCUCGGGGACCCACCGGGGGCGCCCCGAGAACCUGGGUCCGGACGCAAGGAGCGCCCCCGGAGGGGGCUCGCCGCCUGGGUUUGCUGUGAGUGGCGUAUGGACGACAGAGCCGAGGAAAAGGGAAAAUCGAUCCGGGGAAGUGGUGUUGACAACCACAGCAGCCGGGAAGAUCAGCCACCCUGGCCACGUGUGGACGGACCCUCGCCAGGAUCAUGGGUUUUCCCUUCCAAGAUCGGAACGCGGGAGCUAGACGCGCUGCGUGUGAGCAGCACAGAAAAACCACGGUUGCCGCCCCAUGAAGCCUUCAGUCUAGAGAGGGAUCCGCCCAGAAGUUACCCAAGGAACAGACAAUUACAAGUUAUAAUUCUCUGAAGGAAACAUAUGGAGUGUUAUUGGUGAAUGUGAAAAGGGCAGCAAAUACAGUUUGUGACAUCAGAAAAGAACUUUUU
Pan troglodytes (chimpanzee) is the source of this 1010-nucleotide messenger RNA. RefSeq lists its product as uncharacterized. The transcript has 3 exons. NCBI's taxonomy places the organism in Eukaryota, Metazoa, Chordata, Mammalia, Primates, Hominidae. The coding region runs from base 1 to 933 and encodes 310 amino acids. The record is from RefSeq and is a predicted model, not a curated record.